UGCGCGAUCGCUCGGCAAUUUCGAAUUCGCGCCUGCCACUACGCGCGCGCGCGCGCCUUCUAACGAUCGCUCACCGCCAGGUAACGUAGGUUCCGACUUUCACGCAGUGGCUCGUCAAGAUGGCUGCGUGGAGCACGUUGCUGCGCUCUGCGAGUCGAAAUUUCGCCAAAACUCGACUUUUAACACCGGCGUUUAUUGUCCAAAAUGCUGCCAUCCAUCCAACUCAAUUGCGUGUCAUGUCACAUAAUAUGGUCAUUACUCCCACUAGAUGGCAAUGGGAUAAGACAAAAGAUUUAAUUCAUUUUUAUUUCAUGGUGAUGGCUAUACCAUUGGGAAUUAUAACAUUCUGUGCUAACGUAUUUGUUGGUCCAGCAACUCUCACGGAAAUACCAGAAGGAUAUGAACCCAAAUAUUGGGAGUAUUAUAAAAAUCCAAUUCAAAGAUUUCUUGCACGAUAUUUCUACAACAAUCCACAGAAAGAGUACGAGAAAGGUAUGGCUUACGUUUAUAAUGAGCAAGAAGUUAUAAAAGUGAGAAAGUUGGAACACAAAAUAUCGGAACUAAUGCAAAAGAGAUUAGAUUAUCAAUACAAUUACUUCUUACCAUACAACACCUUUCCGACUCGUGAAUUUAGAGAAAUUGUCAAACGUGAUACAGAUGAUAUGGCUUAAGUAUCAAUUGAAAUGUUAUGCGGGACAACUACCAAAAUGUUGUGUAGUUUUCUAGUGAUUUAUUUGUUAUAAUACACGACGUAAAGAAAUAUAAUUAUUGUAAAAUAUUUAGAAAAAUUUAAUUUCAGAUAAUUACUUAUUGUUUUACAAAGGCAUCCAUCAUAAAAUUUAUUUUGUUUUUUAAAAGAAUUUUCUUAAAAAAUUGUAUUAUUUAUGCAAGCAUCAAUAAUAUAAUUUUUUUAUAUUACACUAUAUCAAUUUUUCUUAAUACUUGAAUUUAUAAAUAUAUACUGGAAAGUGUUUUUUGAACUGCUUAAUUGGAUAUUCAUAUUGGAAUUGACAAUUAAUAAAAUGUAAUGAAUAAUGCCUAAUCUAUAGACUUAUUUCAAUGCAUAAUACUUUGUUUUAACAAUUUUAUAAAAAACAAGAUUUAAAAUCCCAAUCUAAGAAUAUGUUCUACUUGCAAUACAAUUAUAAUAUUAUGAAAUAAAUGUAGACUUCAUGGAGAUGAUUCCAUGCUUUAUUUCAACAUAUGUAAAUAUUAAUAUAAAACAAUUAAUUGUGCAACGUAAAUACCAGUUAUGUUUAUUAAAUGUAAACACGGUAUGCAUUAAAAGUAAAUAUGUUAUGUCAAGUAUUUCACGAGGCACUUAGAAUAUAAUACGUGAUGUGCUAAUAUUUAAGUAAUCAUUAUGAGCAGCUAAAAAUUUAAGAAUUUUUAUCAAAAAAAAUAGAAUUCAUUCAAUCAAUUGUUAGAGAAUAAUCCAAAAUAAAUUGACAUUAUAAUUGUAACUGAAGAAAAUCUUAAUUUAACACGAAUAUUUCAUACGAUUUUAUUGAUAAGGAGCUUUCACAUUUUUGUUCUUGGUUAUGUCAAAUUUGAUAUAAAAUUUUACACUGACAUUUCGAAGUUGAAAACGGAAAACUUACGCAUUAGUAUGCGUCUACUGUGUAAGAUGUCAAUGUUGAUACGCCCACGUGCGUACUUAUAUUUUUCUUCACAUAUAUUGCUACUUAUAAGCUUUAUUUGAUAAUUUGUUUAGUAAAUCAUUAAUUCUGAUUUUUAUCAAAUAACUUGGAAUAUGCCUGGACAUUGAAAAUGCCGUUUUAAUACAAUAUGCAUUGAAAUCCAAUAUGGCUUUUCUUAAGAAAUGAUUUUUUCUCAUAUCAAUUUGAUUUAUUAUCAAAAUAUAUGUUCGGAUUUUCAUUAAGUAUUUAAUUAAUCAAGCAAGCAGUCAGUCCUCAGAAAAUAAAAAGAAAAGCCUUGCAAAUGCAGGCUAUUUGAAAUGGUACGAUCAAACUUAAUUGUUUGAUACAGAGAGUUUGAUUGGUUUCCAUUUUCGAUUUUUUGUAAACCUUAAAGAAUGUAAGAAUAUUUAAUGUUUGAAAAGAUUAGUUAGACGUGUUACAAGAGACUGAAAUGUCAUUGGAUAUUUUACACAAAGAAAAAUAUUGAC
This is a messenger RNA of Phymastichus coffea, 2128 nucleotides long. RefSeq names its product NADH dehydrogenase [ubiquinone] 1 beta subcomplex subunit 5, mitochondrial (gene ND-SGDH). The record is from RefSeq and is a predicted model, not a curated record. The transcript is spliced from 3 exons. The coding region runs from base 120 to 671 and encodes 183 amino acids. NCBI's taxonomy places the organism in Eukaryota, Metazoa, Arthropoda, Insecta, Hymenoptera, Eulophidae.